Ziziphus jujuba (common jujube) is the source of this 328-nucleotide messenger RNA. RefSeq lists its product as uncharacterized. The transcript has 2 exons. Bases 7 to 312 code for a protein of 101 amino acids. NCBI's taxonomy places the organism in Eukaryota, Viridiplantae, Streptophyta, Magnoliopsida, Rosales, Rhamnaceae. The record is from RefSeq and is a predicted model, not a curated record.
UUUAUAAUGGCACCAAAAAGGAAUUUGCGAUCUCAAUUGAAGAAGGGAGUUAAGAAGAUGCAAACUAAGAGACGCGGUGGCAGCAUAUCAGCACCCAACUCUAAGCGUCGACGAACUACUAGGCAACAAUCCAAAGCUGAGAAAGAAACCACCGAACUUCCAGGGCACGUUCCACUCUCCUCUUCCUCAUCUGAGAUGUCAUCCAUCAAAGGCCGUUAUCCCAUAUGGGAGGCAUCUCGAAGCACAUAUUCAUGUGAUUCGACACUUCGUAGCUAUGUGCGUGGGAAGUCACCCAAACUUAGCGUGCCGUAGUGGAGAUGUGAUUAUG